AUGGCCCCACCAUUCCGCGCCGAGCAGAUGGGCUCCCUGCUGCGUCCAGAUAACCUUCUCGAAGCCCGCGAGAAGAUCGCCACCGGCGUUUCCGCCGAAGCCGCAGGUCUCCCCGCCAUCGAACAAGAAGCCGUCCGCGAAGUCGUCAAGAUGCAACGAGACCUCGGCUUCAAGGCCGUCACCUCUGGCGAGUACAACCGCACCCGAUUCUGGGGAUUGAUGUGGGAUGAGUUUGAGGGAACAAUCCGUCUCCAAGACGCCGAAGCCUCGAUGUUCAGACUCUACCACCCGGACGUAGUCAGUCUAAUCGAGCCGGGAGCCAAGGUGAUGCCGGGCGACUCGGUCAUCGCAGGAAGCAAGCUAUCACUCAGCACCGGCACAGCGUCCAACCUGCACGAACUGAAACUCGUGCAAGCGUCGCUGCCGCAGAGCGAAUGGCGCAAUAUCAAACUGACGAUGAUCACGCCAGCCUGGUUCCACAUGCGCUACAAGCAAGGACGAGCGUAUGCGGCUUCCGCCUAUGCCAAUGACGCCGAGUACUUUGCCGACGUUGCGAAGGUGUACCGGGUGGAGCUGGGUGCGCUUUACGAGGCUGGAUUGCGGAACGUGCAGUUCGACGAUCCUGGUAUGGCGUAUUUCUGCUCUGAGGCUUUCCGGAAGGGGUGGGAGGAGGAUGAGGAUAAUGUGGGUUCUGUGGAGGAUUUGCUGGAUGCUUAUAUUCGGCUUUAUAAUGAUUGUCUGGCUGGAUUGCCGGAUGAUAUGCAUACGGGCAUUCAUCUUUGUCGGGGUAAUUUUAUUGGGGGGAGACACUUCUCUGAGGGGUCGUAUGAUGUUAUUGCGAAGAAGUUGUUUGAGGACCUUGCGGUUGAUACGUUCUAUUUGGAGUAUGAUACUGAGCGGGCGGGUGGGUUUGAGCCUUUGAGGUUCUUGCCUAAGGGGAAGAAUGUCGUUGUUGGGGUUAUUAGCACGAAGUUGAGGGAGAUGGAGGAUAAGGAGGCUGUUAAGCAGCGGAUUUAUUCGGCCGCUGAUUUUGUUGCUGAGGGGUCUGGGGAGACGAGGGAGGAGGCGCUUAAGAGGGUUUGUGUCAGUCCUCAGUGUGGCUUUAGUACUCAUGAGAGUGGAUAUCCGCUUCUUGUUGAGCACCAGAAGGCGAAGUUGCAGCUGGUGAGGGAGGUUGCUGAUGAGAUUUGGGGUGAGGCGUGA
Molecule: messenger RNA, 1203 nt
Organism: Penicillium bovifimosum
Lineage: Eukaryota; Fungi; Ascomycota; Eurotiomycetes; Eurotiales; Aspergillaceae
Product: cobalamin-independent methionine synthase II family protein
Exons: 2
Coding region: 1-1203 (400 amino acids)
Molecular function (GO): zinc ion binding; 5-methyltetrahydropteroyltriglutamate-homocysteine S-methyltransferase activity
Source: RefSeq, a predicted model, not a curated record